AUGGAUCGAUGCUCUCCGUAUCGAUCAAGCGGAUAUACUAGAGCGCAACGAGUCAUUGUCUGGCUCGGCACUGGAGACGAAGGCCAGAAGAAGGCUCUCGAACAAUUAGGCAGCCACUCUCCCAGCGUACAGGCACCAGGAGAAUUGGAAUCCCUACUUGCUCUCUGUGAAAAUGAUUACUGGGACCGCAUUUGGAUUGUACAAGAAGUGAUACUGGCGAAGAAGCUUCUGUUGAAGUACGACAAUCAGAAAAUCCCUUGGAGUAGCUGGCUUAUCCUCCAUCGCAAACAGCCUUAUCUCCGCGUGGUGGAGGAUGUAUUACAGCAAUGCGACGAGGCUGUCAAGGAGUGA
Messenger RNA from Cladophialophora carrionii CBS 160.54, 351 nucleotides. RefSeq lists its product as uncharacterized. The record is from RefSeq and is a predicted model, not a curated record. The transcript is spliced from 2 exons. Bases 1 to 351 code for a protein of 116 amino acids. Lineage: Eukaryota; Fungi; Ascomycota; Eurotiomycetes; Chaetothyriales; Herpotrichiellaceae.